AUGUCACGAGAAAGUCCGGAGCGCCCGCUCAUGGAGCCAUUUACCCCUGAGGCUUCUGACGAUGGAUGUUUAUCAGACGGAGAAGACAUCCCCCGCCGUCUUGAGUCUGCAGCCAGGACCCUAGCCUGUCGUCUGCGUACCCCUAUCGAGAUUGACACUAUUCUCAACAGUAUCUUGCGCGUCACAAAUGCCCCCGAGGCCCCCGAGCUUGAUGAAUACCUGAGUCAAGCCCUGAAGCGGUUUUCGAAGCUGCAGCAGUCCCAGAUCGCAUCUUUUGCCCACAAGAUCUCUCAAAUUCAUGAGGAGAGUCACCAGAACGGUGAUGACGACGAUGUUGAAGCCGUUACUCCCCAUUCACAUGUGGGAUCUCCUCUUGUGGCCGAAAGUGGAAGUUCCGCGCGCUGCGGAAGAGUUGGGGAAGAGCUCGAGCGACUUGCCACGCAGGUCAACAACAACAGUUCCGGCGGUUAUUGUGAGCCUAUCAUGAACACAACACUGAUCGAGCGCCCCCGAGCGGGUAUCGCUACUAAGAGCCCGAAACCAAGUCCUUCUGGCAGUAGGUCUAGCAUCGCCACUGAUGAAACCAGCCCGGAAGAGGUUGUCUCCGAAGAACCUGAUAGCAAAGAGAGAUCGCUUGGAAAGGCGGUCUCCCCGAGAUCAACCGGCAGAGUACGACACUUCUUACUGGAUCAAUCGGUUGCCGAUUUCAUCCACGAAAGUUAUGAGCAGGUCCAGCGGCUAAGCCUGCCUGGCAACUCCCAGGACACAUACAAAGACCUCUUUGAUGCAUUACAAGCCCAGACCAAUGAGGAGCACGAAUGGUCCGACGGAUCCCAGUGGGUGGCCGUGGUUGAAGCAGGAGACAACGACCGGUGCGUGGGCAGUAUCCGCUUUGCGUUGACGGCUUGUGGGUUUGCUAAAUGGCAUCAAUCUCAAGUGAGAUGGCUUGAGCGUGCAGCGUGCAUGGACACGCAACUUGCCAUAAACGCAGUGUACGAAAGGGUUCUUGGCCAAAAGCCCAAACAGCCUGGGGCCAGCCAGGACCAGUGGAGGCGACACCGCCAAAAGCUUUCGACGUAUUGCACGCGCGGUAAGAAGUGGCUUCGAUUACUAGGUGCAUUCGGCUACGGUAUCUUACUUAAAGAUGCAUGGGGGCUGGUGAAGUCUAAGGAUACAGAGCUAGACACUCUGAUUAUAGAGUGCACCCAUCAGACACAAAAGAUGGACGUGCUGGAACUCCUAAAGGAACAGAUGUUGUUCCUCCUGAAUACGGGCAGGACGGUGCCUGACGAGUUCCGGAACCAGCUGAUGGGAAAGGGGUACCCUGACCCUAGCACAACGUUGACUACCUUUACUACAGGUAAUGAUGAGGUCGACGCCUUCUCCAAGGAAGUUCGAGGUUCAGGCAUAUCUGAUAGCCUUCUCAUUCCACAAUCUGAAUUUCGAUUCGACAUAAUUUCAUUGCAGAGGCUUGGUUCCACAACAUGGCUGAACGAUGACAUUGUGCUCGCCUGUUUGCACCUCUCAACAAAGCUUCCUUGCGUUCGCGUAGGGUUCUCGGUCCCCAUUCAUCGGGAGAAUACGCCUCGAGCUCGUCGUUCCCUAUCGCGCCCGUUUCAGAGACUUGCAAUGCAUAUCUCGGAAGAACACGAGACCGACAGCCGGUCAGAAACCAAUGCUCUCGUGUGGCUAUUCCCACUCUUCCAACGUGGGAACCAUUUUAGUCUCUUGGAGAUCGAUGAGCAGACUAGACGAAUUUGUCAUUAUGACUCUAGCAGUAUUGGAGUAAACUCUGAUGUUAAAGUAGCUUGUAACAAAGAGUUUCCCGAGUUUCAAUAUAUCGAGGAGGAAGUCAUGCGUCAGCACGAUACGCAUAGCUGCGGGCUGUUGGUAAUCAAGAAUGCUCGUGAUAGAAUGAUGGGUCGACCAGUGAGCGGAGCCUCGCAUCGUUACGACCCGGUUGAGCUAAGGGUGGAAGCUCUUCGCAUCCUACAGUCAGCAUGGAGGGAUGGUGCCUUGGUUAUUCCGCCGAUGGAUGGCACGCACAGGAAACGCAAGCCUAAACGCAAGGGCAUUGACAAGACUUACAAACGACAGAAGACGAGGAACAAGUAG
This is a messenger RNA of Fusarium verticillioides 7600, 2115 nucleotides long. RefSeq lists its product as hypothetical. The transcript is spliced from 4 exons. The record is from RefSeq and is a predicted model, not a curated record. The coding region runs from base 1 to 2115 and encodes 704 amino acids. Lineage: Eukaryota; Fungi; Ascomycota; Sordariomycetes; Hypocreales; Nectriaceae.